AUGGCGCCACCAGGCAAAACACCAGCUGGUGGAGCCCUCCAAGAACCUCCAGGAGAACAUCUGCUCAUGCAGAAAAGAAGCUUUGAUGCAAAGCAGCACAUCAGAUCCCAGCAGGAGACUAAAGUGAGUCAAGUCCAAGAGCUUCAGAAGAAGUGGGAGCAGGAGAUCAGAGAUCUGAAGAGGAAAGACGCUGAGCUGAAGAAGCUGUCAGAUACACCGGAUCACACCCAGUUUGUCCUCAACUACCCCUCAGUAAUCAACAUUCAUCCUCGGAGACGCUUUGAUGAGGUGACAGAAGCUGUGAAAGAGCUCAGAGACCAAAUACAGGACAUUCUGAGGGACAGCAGAACAGACAUCUCAAUGGCAGAGGCUCAACCAGAUGUUCCUCUGUCAGACUCGCAACCAGAACCAACGACCAGAGCUGGAUUCUUACAAUAUGCACGACAAAUCACUCUGGAUCCAAACACAGCGUACAGAUGCAUGUUUUUAUCUGAGGGGAACAGAAAAGUAACAUUAAUGGAAGAUUCUCAGUCUUAUCCUGAUCAUCUGGACAGAUUCACUGAAUGUGAGCAGGUCCUGAGUCAAGAGAGUCUGACUGGACGUUGCUACUGGGAGGUGGAGUGGAGCGGAGGAGGAACUGAGGUCGCAGUCGCAUACAAGAACAUCAGCAGAGAAGGGAGAUCAGAAAAAUGUCAAUUUGGAUUCAACAACAAAUCUUGGGCUUUACGUUGUUACACAGGCGAAUAUAAAUUUUUGCACAACAGAGUGAAAACUCUCCUCUCAGGUCCUCGGUCCUCCAGAAUCGGCAUCUAUCUGGAUCACAGUGCAGGUAUUCUGUCUUUCUACAGCGUCUCUAAAACCAUGACUCUCCUACACAGAGUCCAGACCACAUUCACUGAGCCUCUACUUGCUGGACUUUCUCUUUGGCACUUUGACAACACUGCUAAGUUCAUUAAACUCAAUCGAGUAAUUCCAGUGUCUGAGGGUCGGUCCAUGUUCAGGCCUGAUUUAGAUGCAUGA
Molecule: messenger RNA, 1020 nt
Organism: Acanthochromis polyacanthus (spiny chromis)
Lineage: Eukaryota; Metazoa; Chordata; Actinopteri; Pomacentridae
Product: tripartite motif-containing protein 16-like
Exons: 3
Coding region: 1-1020 (339 amino acids)
Molecular function (GO): protein binding
Source: RefSeq, a predicted model, not a curated record